AUGUCAUCAAAGAAACUACUCUUUGAUCAAUUCCUAUUGGUCUCAUUGAAAGAAGAUACAAAUGGAGCAGGUGGAAUAAUACCAUAUGUAAAGGAUGUUUACCCACCUGAUACGGUCGAUCCCAAUGUACCACUGUUCUGCUUCCCCGAGGAGAUUGACAAGACGAUGGUGUCAUAUCAAUCGUUGAGCAAGUCGUCAUCGAUAUCAGAGUCGUUCUCGUUCGUCCUGACGGACCGCGAGGGCAACCAGCAGUUUGGAUUCACACGACGCAUCCUGACCAAGGCCAACACGAUGGUGCUGAACAAGACCACCAUGCUUAUACCCGAGUCACUGUGCAUCAUCAGUCGCUACGCGUGGUACAGCACAUUUGCAAAGAUGCUCGAGAUACUUGAAUCGCGCUACCUCGUCUCCAUUGAGGAGAUACACAACUUCUUGGCGGCGGCCUUACUCUCUGUCAUCCCAGCACCAGGCGACAACUUCAACAUACACAUCUACAACAACCCCUUCCUCACCCUACCCGAGAAGCGUGUCGAGUUGCCCUCCAACUACCAACUCAAGCGUCCACUCGAUGUUGGCAAGUCAUCACUACAUGAUGGUACACUCUUUCCUUUGGUCGAGUCAUUGUCAUCACAAAAGAUACUACAUCUGUUCAUAUCAUUGUUGUUUGAGCGAAGAGUGAUUAUAUACUCUGAGAAUAUAUGCAAAGUCAGCAAGUUUGUCAAUGCAGCGGUGGCCUUGCUCGAUCCAUUCGUGUGGCAACACAUCUUCAUUCCAGUGCUACCACGAUCACUGCUGGACUACUGCACGGCACCGAUGCCAUUCAUCAUUGGUGUACACUCUUCACUCUUCCCAUUGAUCAGAAAGAAGCCACUGAACGAGAUCAUCUUUGUCGACCUUGACAAGGACCAAGUGCUGCCACUCCCCGAAGACAUUGCUCUCUUUCCACCACACCUCAAUCAACUCUUAAAGCAAUGUCUCGACUCACAGAUACUCGAGUUGCGCAAGAGCAAGACCUACGAUAGCAAUCAUAACAAGAUAAUAGUGGACACGUUUAGACGAUUCUUUGUACAGAUAUUGGGUACAUACAGGCGAUUCUUCCUCAAGGAUAUGGAGCAGAAGAAGAUGAUAUUCGACAAGCCAUCAUUCAUUGAUUCACAGUUGAUCACUCCAUCAAAGUUCCUCACGACAUUCUGUUCGUCACAGAUGUUUGAACGAUUCAUUGCAGAGCGAGAGGAGUAUUACUUUAAGAAUCUUACACCGCCAGGCAUAUUCGAGAAAGAGGUGAUCACAUUUGAUCUGAAGAAUCCAGUGACAGCAUCGAUAAACAAUACACUGCGCCAAAAGGAGAAGGAGAAGGAGAAGGAGCGAGAGCGUGUCGAGAAGGAGAAGGAGCGCGAGCGUGUCGAGAAGGAGAAGGCAAAGGCUUUGGCCAAGGCGGCAGCUUAUCGUCAGGUGAUCGACCUCAAGAAGCCAGCUUUGGCCAACCCAAAGAACAAUGGCAGUGUCGACAGGUCAUUCUUUGCCAAUCUCAUCAGCACCAACAACAACAGCAAUACUCAUGGCGCACCUACCAACAACAACAAUCACGUGACAUCUGGCACGAGCUCGCUGACAGUGGGCACACCAAAUAUAUCGCGCUCAAAGACAAUGACUGCCGCAGACCUCGCUGCAAUGGACUCCUCCAACCCACAGAGCUUCUCAGCAUUGAACGUCGAUCUGCCUAAACCCAAGUCGUCAAACAAUCUGGCCGCCCUUGGUGGACUGAUCAGCAAUGCGGCCAACUCAAUCACAAGGAGCGCAUCAACAUCAUUCACCCAGGGCCAGAGCCACUCGCCAAUGUCAUCCAUGACUAGCCAGACGAUGCAGGCGUCCACCUCCACACCGUCUCUAUCAUUGGCCCCACCACCCCAGACUGGCCUCUCGCUGUCGGCCAACUCCACCCCAGUCCUUUCACACAGCAAAUCGAUAUCAGAGGUGGGCCACAUCAUUAUCAAUCAGGUGGCCAAGACGGUCACUGCCACGGCCAACACUGUGGCACAUGUACAUGUAAACACUGGCUCACAUCAAAGGCUCACCAACUCGGAUGGUUCACAACGCCACAUUCAAUCAUUGGCAGAGACACAGAGGAUGGAGAUUACGUACAAGUCUAUCCCAUUCGCGUUUAUUCAUCAAAAGUUCGCGCCUCAAUGCGAGCGCAUGACCAUCGAAGACAUUCACAAUCUGCUCUUCCCGCCCAAGCAGGUGUCACCAACCAUCCCACACAUCAUCAAGACGCCUUCGUCGCCAGAGUUACAACGCAAAGAGGGUGGUGGAGGCAUGCACAAAUCAGCCUCUGUCGACAAGAACCUCUUUAAGAUCCCUGAGCUGCCAGAGCACUUUGCCAUUCCACUCAACAUCAAACAUCGACCACGCACGACAUCCCAGAACAACAACAACAAUAUUCAACCAAGCUACAACAACGUGCACAUCAAUCCAAACUACAGUGUCAGCGACAAGUCCACUCUACCAUCACUUCAUGUCAACAAGCGAUCACAUCAACGCUCGAUGUCUGUGUCGACAUCGUCGGUGAACUCCUCAACCCAAGCUUCACCGCCACCUGUCCGCCUGACAACCUCCCAGCAACAUCAAUCGCCGCCCUCAACAUUCCAGCUGCCACCUCCACCUCAAUCACAUCACACACCCAUCUACAGACCUAUAAUUAGCCCACCACCACAGGUAGCAUCGUCUGCCUCUGUUCAGUCGACCAAGCCAAUGCGAAUCGAUUCACCGCCAUCAACUCAGCGCUCCUAUUCCAAACAGUCCUCGGAUAUCCCACCCUUGUCGGUCGGUGCCAACAGCUCGCUGCAGAGCUCUAGCGCAGCGAGCGCGCACAAUCCACUGCCGCCACUCUCCUCAACAUCAUCCUCCAACAACAACGACUUUUACAACUCCAAUCCCUUGUCAACACCUAUUGAGACAUCGUUCCCAACGCCUGUGGUACCCGCAUCCAACAGCUCCAUCUCAAACAACUUCUUCUCGGACUGCUCGCCACUUGGCGUGCCCACUUCGGCGCCAGUCGUGGGCAUCCAUAACAACCCCAUCGCACAGUCUGGUGAGAACUUCUUCUCGCCAUUCAUUUCGCCAAUGGCCGUGGCCAACAAUGUCAAUGUCAAUGUCAACCCGGUCGUGGUCAACAACAAUGUCCAGAGCCCAACAGUCAAUGUUAUCUCCACAUCGGCAUCAUCUGUGUUGCCACCACUGCUCAACAACUCUGGACUGCUGCCUACACCGUCUACGUCGUCGUUCAGCACCAACUUCUUUGAUCAGUCGCCUCUGUCUCAAUCGUCGUUCAGUGACUUUGGUCCGCCCGCCUCCUCCAUUGGAUCGUACAACCAACUUGCAUCAACACAUACACCACCUCACACCAUACUCAACACAAGCAAUCCAAGCAUUCCCAACAAUAGCAAUCCACUGCCACCCCUUCAGACGUCCUACCCAACACAACAGCAAUCGAUACCAAGCUCAUCGAGCAACAGCAACACGGCCUCUCUAAGCACGAGUGGAGGUGCUGGUUCCAAGCCUGCAAUCCCUGAUGACAUGGACGAAUUUGAUCUAUUCCUCGCGAUGAGGAAUCAAAAGAAAUAA
Acytostelium subglobosum LB1 is the source of this 3624-nucleotide messenger RNA. RefSeq lists its product as hypothetical. The record is from RefSeq and is a predicted model, not a curated record. The coding region runs from base 1 to 3624 and encodes 1207 amino acids. The transcript is spliced from 5 exons. NCBI's taxonomy places the organism in Eukaryota, Evosea, Eumycetozoa, Acytosteliales, Acytosteliaceae.